UGCAGGGAUCACGCCCACUCAUUGCUUUGCAUACGUUGCAGUGUGGAGCGUCGUUCCCUGCAGCGAGGCAUGCUGGGAGAUGAUCAGCUGUGGCAGGACAGGAAGUAUUGCAGUCUGGGCAUGUGCUGAGUCCUGAACUUACACAACCAGCAAUCUCGGUGUCCUCUUGCCCUCUGUGAUCAAAUGAGUGGAAAAGAGAUAUCGGUGGCCAUUGUUGGUGGUGGGAUUUCAGGCUUGGUCUGUGCGGCUAGAUUGUCACAGUUGGGAAUCACUAACUCAGUGGUUUUUGACACUGGAAAACAUGGCCCUGGGGGAAGAUGUAGCAGCCGGUACAUCAAAAUUAAUGGAAAACUCCACAUAUUUGACCACGCUGUCCAGUUCUUCACUGUGAGUGACCAGAGAUUUGCCAAAAUCGUGUCCUUUUUGCACAACAAGAAGGCAGUGAAAUUAUGGCCUAGCAAAAUUGUUCGUCUCAAAAUGGGGAAACGGCCAGAAGAAGUCAAGAACAUGCAGGUGUUUAUUGGAACAAGGGGAAUGCAGGCAGUUCCUGAAUGUUUGUCAAGUCUUGUUCAUGUUGAGGGACACAAGUGGGUCAGCAGUGUCCACUGGGAUCCAUUUAAUAAAAAGUGGCAAGUAGAUGACAGAUGGUUUGAUUAUCUGGUGGUGGCCCAUAAUGGAAAGUGUGCUUCAAAGCUUAUGGAAAACUCAGGGGCGCCACAAAUCCACAACCUUCUCAAAGUUAAGUUUGGACCUGUUCUAUCACCGCAGACUCACGUCAUGCAGCUUUGCUCCCUCUGGGUUUUGUUGUUUGCUUUAACAAAAAAGGCUGCGUUGAGCUUUGGUGGGGCAUUUGUGGAACAUCCAGACCUAUCAUGGAUUGGAAAUAACACAUCUAAGUACUCUGAAAAUGAGAUGGAAUGUUGGACUGUCAUUAGUACGAAGGCUUUUGGGGCCAACCAUAAAGUUCCUCAAGAGUUUAUACCACCUUCCAAAGAAAAAGAGGUCACUCAUUUGCUUUUGAACGGAUUUGCAGAAGUGACUGGCGUUGAUCGAAAAAUGUUGACUCCCUGUUUUACCAAAGUGCAGCUGUGGGGUGCGGCUAACCCCCUUAAUGCGUUAGAGGGCGAGGACUGUGUCUUUCAGGCGAGUAACAAUGUGGGAAUAUGUGGAGACUGGCUAGUAAGUCCGUGCAUUGAAGGAGCAGUGGUCAGCGGCCUGUCCCUGGCUGAGGUCAUUUGCCGACACGUCCAAGGUGAAAGAAGAGACGUUGGCUUGAAAAACCAUCUCCAGCCAUCGGAAAAUGAAGCUAUUGGUGCCUUCCCUACAAGCAAAAAGUUCUUCUUUAACGCUUUGAAAUAAUGGUGCUGGUGUGCUAUUAUAAUAAAAAAAUAUUAUAUAUAAUGAAUAUUA
Messenger RNA from Rana temporaria (common frog), 1410 nucleotides. RefSeq lists its product as uncharacterized. NCBI's taxonomy places the organism in Eukaryota, Metazoa, Chordata, Amphibia, Anura, Ranidae. The transcript has 3 exons. The record is from RefSeq and is a predicted model, not a curated record. The coding region runs from base 184 to 1359 and encodes 391 amino acids.